AUGAAGUUCAGUCGGCCUUCAAGUAUGCCAUGUUAAAUCACAAUCUGAACGUGUCUUCGCGUCGCUUCGAAUUGCAGGCGUACGUGGAUGUCAUUAACACAGCGGAUGCAUUUAAGCUCUCGCGUUUAAUAUGCAAUCAAUUCUCGCGCGGCGUCUAUUCAAUGCUGGGCGCUGUAUCGCCGGAUUCAUUUGACACGCUGCACUCAUACAGCAACACAUUUCAAAUGCCAUUUGUGACGCCAUGGUUCCCGGAAAAAGUGCUUACACCGUCAUCCGGUUUUUUGGACUUCGCCAUUAGUAUGCGUCCGGACUAUCAUCAGGCCAUCAUCGAUACAAUACAAUUUUACGGAUGGCGUAAAAUAAUUUAUCUGUAUGAUUCACACGAUGGUCUUUUGCGGUUGCAACAAAUCUACCAGGGCUUAAAGCCCGGAAAUGAAUCAUUUCAAGUUGAGAUGGUAAAGCGCAUUGCCAAUGUUACCAUGGCCAUUGAUUUCCUGCACACUCUGGAGGAUUUGGGUCGCUUCACUAACAAAUACAUUGUGCUCGAUUGUCCAACGGAAAUGGCCAAGGAGAUCCUAAUCCAACAUGUUAGAGACAUAUCAUUGGGUCGCCGCACAUAUCACUAUUUGCUCAGUGGUUUGGUAAUGGAUGACCGUUGGGAGAGCGAAAUAAUUGAAUUUGGAGCCAUCAACAUAACCGGCUUCCGUUUGGUUGAUACGAAUCGACGUUUUGUCAAGGAUUUCUAUGAGAGUGGAAAGCACUUGGAUCCAGCCGUUACAAUAGGUGCAGGUCGAGAAUCAAUAUCGGCCCAGGCGGCUCUUAUGUACGAUGCCGUGUUCGUUCUGGUGGAGGCCUUUAACAAAAUCCUACGCAAGAAACCCGAUCAAUUUCGCAAUAACAUCCGCCGCGGCCAAACGCUAAUGGCUGCCGCCUCAACCUCUGCCAACGCCUCAGGCCUAUCAAAUGGAGGAGGCAUCAUGGCCGGCUCAUCGAAUGGCGGCAGCGGCGGCGGUGGUGGCGUUGGAGGUGUUGGCGGCGGUGGUGGCAGCAACAGUGCGUCACGUGCUUUAGACUGUAACACCGGCAAGGGCUGGGUUACCCCCUGGGAGCAUGGUGAUAAAAUUUCACGCUAUCUGAGAAAGGUGGAAAUCGAAGGCCUUACCGGUGACAUAAAAUUCAACGAUGAUGGGCGACGUGUGAACUACACAUUGCAUGUCGUCGAAAUGACUGUCAACAGUGCCAUGGUCAAGGUGGCCGAAUGGAGUGAUGAAGCCGGCUUCCAACCCCUGACAGCCAAGUAUGUGCGUCUAAAGCCUCUGGCCGAAAUAGAGAAGAAUCGCACGUACAUUGUCACCACGGUGCUGGAGGAGCCGUACAUCAUGGAGAAACGCCUGAUGGUGGGCGAGACGCUCGAAGGCAAUGAUCGCUUUGAGGGCUACUGCAAGGACUUGGCUGAUUUGCUGGCCAAAAGGCUGGGCAUAAAUUAUGAAAUGCGUUUGGUAAAGGACAAUUUGUAUGGAUCGGAAAAUCCCAAAAUACAUGGCGGUUGGGAUGGCAUGGUGGGUGAAUUGGUGCGAAGGGAAGCUGAUAUUGCAAUUGCAGCCAUGACAAUUACUGCCGAACGAGAACGUGUCAUCGAUUUCAGCAAACCAUUUAUGUCAUUGGGCAUCUCGAUAAUGAUUAAAAAACCAGUAAAACAGACACCGGGAGUUUUCAGUUUCAUGAAUCCACUGUCCCAGGAAAUUUGGGUUAGCGUGAUAUUCAGUUACAUUGGAGUCAGCAUCGUUCUGUUCUUUGUAUCAAGAUUUUCACCGUAUGAAUGGCGCAUUGUGCAAUUUCAAGCAGAAAAUCAUGCUGCGCAUCAUGAACAACUCUCGAAUCAACAGCCUCCUGGUAUUAUUGGUGGUGUACCAGUUCCGGGACCUAUGCCAGCUGUAACACCAGGUGCUGGUGGCGUUGUGGGUGGACCUGGAGGCCAAGCAGCAUCGGCUGCUGUUAAUGACUUUAGCAUCCUGAAUUCAUUUUGGUUCUCCCUGGCCGCCUUUAUGCAGCAAGGAUGUGACAUAUCACCGCGUUCAAUAUCGGGACGCAUUGUUGGCGCCGUCUGGUGGUUCUUUACCCUAAUCCUCAUUUCAUCCUACACUGCCAAUUUGGCUGCCUUUUUGACGGUCGAACGCAUGGUAACACCGAUUAAUUCACCAGAAGACUUGGCCAUGCAAACUGAAGUACAAUAUGGAACGCUAUUGCAUGGCUCAACUUGGGAUUUCUUUAGGAGAUCUCAAAUUGGAUUGCACAAUAAAAUGUGGGAGUACAUGAACUCACGCAAACAUGUCUUUGUCAGCACCUAUGAUGAGGGCAUAAGACGCGUACGAACAUCUAAAGGCAAAUAUGCCUUGCUAGUGGAAUCACCCAAGAACGAGUAUGUAAAUGCCCGCGAACCCUGCGACACCAUGAAGGUGGGGCGUAAUCUGGAUACCAAAGGUUUUGGUAUAGCAACGCCGAUAGGAUCACCGCUCAAGGAUCCAAUUAAUUUGGCCGUACUGUCGCUAAAGGAAAACGGCGAACUGAUAAAAUUGCGGGAUAAAUGGUGGUAUGACAAGACCGAAUGCAAAAUCAACAAGGACAAUCAGGAAACGUCACACAAUGAAUUAUCGCUGAGCAAUGUGGCGGGCAUAUUCUAUAUACUGAUCGGUGGACUGCUGGUGGCCGUCUUUGUGGCCAUCAUAGAAUUUUGCUUUCGCAGCAAAUCAUCAUCGUCGGGUGGGGCAGCCAAAGCCAAUGGUUCGAUGUUAGGUUCCACCUCAUCGUCAACACAUCAAAGAAAUUCACUGUCGGAUGCCAUGCAUUCCAAAGCGAAAUUGACUAUUCAAGCGAGCAGAGAAUAUGAUAACGGACGUGUUGGGUAUUAUCCUACCGCCCAAAUGAAUGCGGCCACGCCUCCAACCGAUGCCGAAGCCAUGCACAUGAAUGCCCAUGGUCAAGUUUGACAUGAACAUGCGCAGGAUACUCGCCUUUGACGUACACCCUGCGCACCCACAAUUCGCCGCAUAAUGGCCAACAGUCGACAGGAGACGGAAAAGAUGCUCAGCAGCCACGAACAGUUAGCGGCCUCACAGAACAGCACUUUGCUGCGAAAUCCCGAUGUAAAUCAUCCCUACAACAAGUAAACACCGAAAGAUCGAUAAGACACUCACAUAUACACACUGAACUGAAAAUACAUGCAUACCUAUAUCGUCACUGAGAAACACACACACACACACACAUGCACAUGCAUAAAUAUACAUUUAGAAACAGGCAGAAAAAAAUUGCUAUGGCCACAUAGUCGGGUAAGCAAAAGCAGACUCAAAGGAUUAGAUCCUACUUAAAAGGGAUAGCAGUGAAUGCCAGCCGCCAACACACUCUACCGCAUGUAGUGCAUAAACAACUCGACUACCAAAGGAAAAUCUUAAUCUUAACUGCAAAAGAGAAGAAGAUGAUAAAAAACUCACACACACACACUCACACACUCUUUUAACAGCCAAAUUGUAUGUAAGUAAAUAGUGGUAAAAUAUUAGUCUAAUUACAUACUCUCAUACAAGGGUGCUCAAGAUGCCAAAAAGGAUAAUAACAUAAAACUUUAUUAAUUGUUUUUGCAAAGUAAUGGGGAAUACAUAAAAACUGAAAGAUUAUGGUUUUUAAACGAAAUUCAAUUCAAAUUAAAUGCUCAAAAUUUAGUUUUCAGAUAUAUUCAGAAUUCACAAAACGGUAGAAAAUACAUAUUGGGAUGAUGAAUGCCGUCUUAGGGUGGCGGCAUCUGUCCUCCCAUAUAUUUGACAAAUAUGGUAACAUUUUUAUAUCCACCACCGAAGCAUGGGGGUAUAUUUAUUUUGUCAUUCCGUUUGCAACACAUCGAAAUAUCCAUUUCCGACCCUAUAAAGUAUAUACACUCUUGAUCAGCGUAAAAAUCUAAGACGAUCUAGACAUGUCCGUUCGUCUGUCUGUUAAAAUCACGCUACAGUCUUUCAUAAUAGAGAUAUUGAGCUGAAACUUUGCACAGAUUCUUUUUU
Messenger RNA from Stomoxys calcitrans (stable fly), 4046 nucleotides. It is a transcript of the gene GluRIB, whose product is annotated as glutamate receptor 1. The transcript is spliced from 14 exons. Lineage: Eukaryota; Metazoa; Arthropoda; Insecta; Diptera; Muscidae. Bases 30 to 2987 code for a protein of 985 amino acids. Gene Ontology annotation, molecular function: transmitter-gated monoatomic ion channel activity involved in regulation of postsynaptic membrane potential; glutamate-gated receptor activity. The record is from RefSeq and is a predicted model, not a curated record. Gene Ontology annotation, cellular component: plasma membrane; postsynaptic membrane. Gene Ontology annotation, biological process: modulation of chemical synaptic transmission; synaptic transmission, glutamatergic.